GUUCGAAGCAAUGAUGAUGACACUCACCCGUCCAGGUCACCGAGGGUGCUAGAGAGCAAGCGCUGCAUGUCGUCGUCGUCGGUCCCGUGUCGCCUCUGGUCCGAUGACAAGGCCCGUGGCGAGCCGAGCGUGGGCGUGCUGCCGCUGCGCCCGAUCCUCGGCAUUGGCUGCUCGGUCUUCUCCGUGCUCGGCUGCCUCUACAUCAUCAUCGCCUACCGAGUACGCCAAUCGCGCAAGGUGUACGUCGACUCGGUGGGCCGCCUCGUGCACGUGCUCGCGUGGCUCGACUUUGUGGGCUGCGUCGCGCGCAUACUCCUCGAGGCGCUCAAGCCAUCGAACCCGUCGCAGCUCCUCGACCUCGCCAACGCCUCGGCGUCGCCCGACUGGUUCGACCAAAACUGGACUGCCGCCUGCGAAGCGUGGCGUGACCAUGCGGGCCAGGUCCUAUGUGCAGUGCUGCACUUCUCGCUCAUGGGCUCGAUCUGCUGGCACUGCAUAAUGGCAGUCAACCUCUACCGCUGGGUCUGCAAGGGCGACGACCAGCGUGUGCUCCACCAGCGCUUCAUUUCCUACUUUUGGUGCAUGGCAGCGUUCGCGCUGCUCAUGAGCGUCCUUCCGUACCUCGACAAGGCGUACGAUACGCACUCGUACUCGAUGCGAUUCGACGAGAUCGCGUACGCUGUCGGCUGCCACUACGCGUGGCUCGUUCUCGGCUGGUUCUUUAUGAUCUUCUUCCUCUUCCGCGUGCAGUACGACAUGCGCCAGCGCCUCGGCAGCCCAGUCGGCUUGGCCAACCGGAAUGCCGCCGUUGCCUACAACGACGUCGGGCGCAAGCUCGUGUUGUACGUCGGCGCGUACCUCGUGUUUCGCAUCUCCAACGUCAUCGAUUGGCUUUUCAACAUGUCGGACUUGACUGAAGACGCUUACUUUGUGCCUGUCCUCAUUCUCAACAACGUGCUCGCGCCGCUCACCGGGUUUGUCAACGCCGUCAUUUACGGUGGCAUCUCGCCCCACAGCGUCUACCAGCGCUGCUGCUGUCGGCGCCGGCAGAGCCACAGCUUGGACGCCGCCGAUGCGUUGGAGGCUGCGUCGGCCAUCGACCGCCGCCCGUCGCUUCCCGCCGCCCAUGCAGUGCACGCCUUGGGACACGCAAGGCUCUUUGUAUCCUCGUACGACUUGUGUCGGUCGCAGUUUCCAAGGAGUUUGCUCCCUCUCUGGCUGCCGUCGCGCGCGAUGGAUAUCUAUGUACUCGGGCUUCUCAACUGCGUCGACGUCGACGACGCCAAGCGCAGCGUCCUCGAGCACCUCAAUGCGCGCUUCGCACCGUUGACGCAGUACCAAGUGUUUGCGUGCCACAGCCGCAAGGCUCUCCACUCGACGGACGCGCCGAUUUUGCAGCUCGUGUUUGCGCGAAAAGCCGACGUCGCCUCCGGAAGUGUCGCGAUCGAUGUCGAUCGCCAAGGCCGGAGCGGGUCGCGCCACAUCACGGGCAUGUCGCUUCGGUACUUUGACGUUGCGAUCGCGUUUGCGACGUGCGCCUUCAAACCGUCGAGCGAGGACUACCUCAUGCACCGCAAGCUAGCCGAAAUGGGCAAGGUCCUCCAGACGUUCUCGCCCGACGUCGACAACCCGGGUUUGGAUUUUCCGCACCAAUACCACCACACGAUCCUUGCUGGCAACUUUAACUUUAAGCUCCAAGCACACAGUGGCAGCUCGCUCCAGGAGCGCAUCGACGCGGCCAUGAGCGCGCAACUUCGCCAACGCACCGCUGACGACGCGCUCGAUGCGUACUUUAGCGAGGCGCCGCCCCGCGCCCGGACCUCGACCGACUCCAAGUCGUCGCGUAGCCAGCACGAUAGGGUGUACGAGACGACGUGCGAGAUGCGCCAGUCGGACGUUGUUUUUGGCCUUGUGCAAAGUCCGAUGGAGCCAACGAACGACGACGAGAAGGCGAGUCCGCACCGCGCGACUUCGUUUCGCUCCUUCUUGCGGGCCCAGCUGGGUAGCGGGCCACCAAGAAAGGCGCGCGAGACCCAGUGCGAUCUCGUGCAAGCCGCCAAAGACGCAAACGACGAUGCGGUCGCCAAGUGGAACGACGUCUUGCAGUGCGACCGCCUCCGAACGCUCAUGGACAGCAACGACGUCUUGUGCGGCUUUGAAGAGCCGCCGAUUGCGUUUCCACCGUCGUUUCCGAGGGUGCUGGGCGCUGGCGAGACGACGAGUGCGAUGGGACGUCGGCUCUUUGGUCCUGGCGACCUGGCGUACGCCGAUCGCAUAUUUUACCACUCGCUGCCCGGAGUCGAGCCUCGGCUCUCGGUCGACGCGUACUAUCUGUGUGAAGACGUCGGGGGCUCGCCGCACAAGCCCAUUUGCGCCGAGUUUCGCCUUGAAGUCAACCGGUUGCACACGGCGCAGUUGCAUUCGAAAGAGUCGCAAGUGCAGCACUUUGGCUUCCAUCUGCGCAACUUGGACGCAAAUUUAUGGGAGCCGCUGAAGCUCACGCGCGGCCACUCGAUGCGCGCGUCGUCCGCCACGUCGUUGUCGCGGCCGCCGUCGUUCUUGGAGCGGCCCGCGACCAAGUGCGCGCGCAAGAAGCUCGAGAAGGUGCCCGAAAACUUCUUGACGUACCCGAUGCACCACGCGUUCAGCGGCGGCGCCACGCAGCUCCACGCGUGGAAGCAGCUGCAAGCGUCGUCGUCGACGCCGUGUGAGUGCAAGUAUUGCGACGCGCCGUCCGACGACGAGUCCAUCGCGGUGCAGUCAGUGGAACCCGCGCGACUCUCGGUGGUUUUUCCUCUGCCGUCCGUAGACAAUUUUCGCUCCCAGCGCAAGAUUUAUGAGCUCGCGCAGAGCGUGACGCAGGGGUAUGACGUCGCUGACGACGCGAUCCGCGCCCACGACGACUACACCAACUGCACCGAAGUGUCGUGGGCCGAUGCGCUCGCGCAUGGCGUCGUGCACACGUCGGUCACAAGACGCAGUGCGACCGACGCCGUCCUCCACGUCGGUGUCAAGGUCGAAGGACCCCGAGAUGCCGGUGGUGAAGGCGUCCUCGCGUUGCAUCCGCGGGACAUUGGCGUGAGCCGGCAGUUUGACGUCGCGCUCACGUGGGGCGGCAAGCACACGGGCUAUCUGCACGUCGACGUUGAGCUGUUUCAUGCUGUCGACACGGACACGCGGCGCCAUAUCCACCAAGUUCGCUUGACACAUUGAUACUAUUUAAUGGAUCAGAUCCUGCAGUGUCAGCGUGCUAUCCGG
This is a messenger RNA of Saprolegnia diclina VS20, 3258 nucleotides long. RefSeq lists its product as hypothetical. Lineage: Eukaryota; Oomycota; Saprolegniomycetes; Saprolegniales; Saprolegniaceae. The transcript has 12 exons. The coding region runs from base 67 to 3213 and encodes 1048 amino acids. Gene Ontology annotation, molecular function: G protein-coupled receptor activity. The record is from RefSeq and is a predicted model, not a curated record. Gene Ontology annotation, cellular component: plasma membrane. Gene Ontology annotation, biological process: adenylate cyclase-activating G protein-coupled receptor signaling pathway.